AAUCUUUUCAGAACAGCCGGCUGCGACAUCUAUACGAACGCGUGGACUACUACCGAUACUUUAUCUUAAAAAGAGAGCCAUCUUAUAUUAUAGUGCUCUGUUGCAUUUGAUUAUGGGUCGAAUAGAGCGGCUCAAAUCCAAAAUAUUUGACAGGAGUUUCAGUUGCUUUUAUUUCAGAUUUUCCCUCUCAAUCCUUUGUUUUGUGAAAGGGAUCAUGUGCUUCACCAUUGAUAUGGCCUGUUCACUGUUCGGUUCGUUUUGUCGUGUCGUAAAGCGAUAUACGCGAGCAAAGAAAAAGACAAAGACUUCUCUCAAAUACAAAGUAAAAAUAUGAAAGCAGAUCUCAUACUUCAAGGUUUUCGAGUAGAAGGCCUAUCAUGUUAAGACAUGGUUGCCUAUUACAGCAAAAACAACCCGCCUGUUUAGAAAAGUGGUUUUUCUUGUCACCCAAGGAACCCCUGAAACAAGUGAAUUGUGAAGGGAGAUAGCAUAACCUCCGGAUAAUUAUGUAUUGUAACAAGAUUCAGAUUAGUUUUGUUUCCGUGGCGCUAAUUACGUCCCCUCGACCUCCUCCUCGGCCCCUGAUCACCUUCUGUCUUCCUAACCUCAUCCAUUAAGACGAUAGCCAAUUAGGAGAAGGCGAGGAAAUUAAUAGGCCCUCGCUUUCAAUUACUGUCAAAGAGAUCGUGCUAGCGCGCCGGUGGGAGGGCUUUACAGCGAUGGAAUCGGUUAGGAACGCCGUCAGUGCUCGCCUCUUAGCACCGUAUCAGCAAACAAUUCGUUGAGGGCACCGCUUGUGGGCGGAGCCAGACGGAUAUAGGCAGGAUAGAACGACGAGGAAACGAUUAACAACGAGCUUCCGACAGUUGCUGGGAGGCGGCUCCCUCUCUCGCUUCCGCGCCUCUUUCUUUAUUCGCUAUUCUUCAAGCGGGUGAGAAUUUUUUUCUACCCCUCCUCGGCCGUGAUUUCUUUUCUUUCCACACUCUCUUCUCUCAAUGUUGAUGUUUCUCUCGCCUGGCCGGAACGGAUGAGAUGGGAGUAGGAGAGGCCAGUGAUAGCUCCGGGUCACGAGAGGAAGACCUACCAGACACCAAGAGACGACGGGGUGCCGAGAAGACAUUUGACUCACGCUACGUAAUGUCCAUAGGACUUGACGCGGAACCACAAGACAAGAACGGCAACUGCAGCAGCAGCAGCGCUAUCAUCAACAAUAAUAAUAAUAACAACAAGAUCAACUACAACAACAACAGCAGCGACGACAGCGACGACGUUGAGAAAGUCGGCGACACAUCCAGCGGUUCACAGAUGGUUUUCGUGGCAAGGGAUAGACAUAAGACUAUUGGAAGUGUAGGUCGUAAUAAUAUACAAAGUUCUAACAAUGACAAUAACGACAAUGGAAGUGCUUCUAUUCGAAUCGGGCCGAAACACAAGCGACAACAAGAAAAACUACAAACCUCUCAGACGGCUCAACAACAGCAGCAAGUAACACUAACAGUAUCUGAGUAUCAUAAUACCACUGAUACUUCAUCACCGUCAACUCAGGAUUCUAUCGAGUGUUCUGAACAACCAUUUUCACUGACACUUUCUCAUGUCAACGACAAAGCACCAAUGUUGACUACAUCAUCAAACGUGAUUUCAAAUUCUUCCGUGCCAUCCCUUCCGCCUUUGAGUGAUAAACUAAGGUUGGGAUACGCAAUGAAUUCUAAGUCGGACAAUGAAAGAAAUGCGCUUCCUCACCGCAGAGACACCAACAACACUGAUCCCUCUCUCAGGUCAGAAGGAGUUCGCAUAAAGCCAGACUUUUGUAAUUUCACCAGCGGACUUUUCUCAUCUAAAGACGGUUGUGUGACUACCUCAGCUGACCCGGCUACAAGCUCAGCUCUGAAUUUUUACCACAAGACGUUGAGCUUAGCAUCUCGCCUCGCUGUAUCUCAGAGUUCGGUGACCCCCUCUCCUGGGGACAGCAGAGGAGGUUUGAACAGAAUGCGGCUGGGCAGUGCGGGCGGCCGCUCUUUUACUCUGUCUCCUGGUAGCCCUGAGGUCCGGAGUCCUGGAGUGCAGGAUGCUGGAAGUCCUGGCGUGGACGUGUACCACAGCCCGACUCCCAGACCCGGGGACAGAGUGGACGACAGAGGUGAGACAACCACCAACCACAAACUUUCACCCUACACGGGCCUUCCUUCUACACCGCCGUCAUCUCCGCCAUUGUUGUCUUCCUCACCUUCAACGUCACAACAACAGCAACAACAACAACAUCAUAUACCACCAUCUCAGUCAUCUUCGGUCCUCAACAAAGGACAAGAAAUUCCCAACGCCAUACCAAACAACGGUAAAAGAAAACUCUCGUUGGACAAAGACGAGCAAAGUGAGGAGCUCGACGUAUCAUCCCACGGCGACUCCCCGCCAAAAAUGAGACCCCCAGUGACAAGAUCCUCAUCUCCUCACGAAGGCUGUGUUACUAAAUCAGGGACUCCCUCCGACUCUGUGGAGCAGGAAAGCACCAGUCAAAGUCAAAGAAGUCAACCAUCCUCCCUGUCCCCAUCGAGUAUCUCCUCCACAUCAUCGACUCCAAAGACCUCACACAAACCCACUGCUUUCAGCGUGGCAGACAUCCUGGACCCGUCUAAGUUCACUGGCAACGGCGGGGGUUCGAGACCCCCCGUGUGGAGCCCGUGGCAGAGCCAGCAUUCUCCGGGGCCCGGAGGUCCUCUGGCGGCACGCGCUGAUGGCACGAGGUCACCCGGAGUAGCCGCGGACGCCAGGCAAGGUCAGCGUCAUGACGACGAUGUGUCCAUUACGUCAUCACAGGAAAACUUUGACCCGGAAGAGGAUGUGGACAUGUGUGAGGACGGUAAGCACCACACGGGAGACGAGGACAGUGACGAGGAGAAGAGGAAUGCAGACGACACAGGAAACGGAAACAUCAGCGACAGUAGCAAGCAGGGAAAACCCCGCAGAGCGCGAACGGCCUUCACGUACGAGCAGUUGGUGGCCUUGGAGAACAAGUUCAAGACUACCAGAUACUUGUCCGUGUGUGAGCGCCUCAAUCUUGCUCUCAGCCUCAAUCUCACAGAGACACAGGUCAAAAUCUGGUUCCAGAACCGGAGAACCAAGUGGAAGAAACAGAACCCUGGCCUUGACGUCAACUCCCCCACCAUCCCACCCACAUCAGGCGGCUUCGGCUCCUUCUCCAGUCCUUACUCGAGCAUGCUGUACGGCCAGUCAAUCCACCCGUACCUGCCUGCCUCCGGACUCAUGAGCCCCCUUAGCAUCCUGAGAGCUCAUGGCUCCUACAGCCCCGGACAGAACCCCACCGUCUACUACCCGUACUUCAGUCAGACAACGUGAGAGGGAGUUGAUCUUUGAACAGUUACGAUGAACGAUUUUUGUGGUUAGGCGAAUGUAGAGUGCCAGUGGUGCACACAAUGCCGUGGCAGGCAGAUUCAGCCCAUUUGUGGCAGAUAUACUUUGUGGACGAGUGGGCAUUUACGGUUCCGAAACAGUACACUUUUAUUUGGGUGGCGCGGUAGACAAAUGUGUCCGCCAAAGACAACCAUACGCAAGAGCCGAUGCCUGAAGGUCAUCUCUAACUACUGAGAGACAUUCUGUCACGGUUUGCGUGCUUCUCAGAGAAAUCGCCAGUACCCGCGAGCAUUAAAUCAAAAGCUUUUUACCCAGGACCGGGAACGAUAAAAGCAGUGGUAUUUGCUACGACGUCAUGAGGACAUUUCUCGUGAUACAAUUUCCCUCUUCGCUGACACCCCUCAUCCCCCGCCCUCAUCCCCCCUCCCCUCACACUCACAAAGAAAGAAAUCUACGUUGGUGUGUUGACACUGAAACUGAACUGACAUAUUGGGCAAAACUUGAUAUGCCCAUUUUGUGAAUCGAGAGAAAUACGAUGAAUGUCUUUAAAAAUGGACUUCAGAGAGAGCAUUGGCGUUGGUGCUUGAAAUACAUCAUAAGAACCUGCCACAAGAAAGCUGUGCUGCAGACGGUGCCUUCCGCAGAACUCUGGUCAAGAUGACGUUUUUCAAAGAAGCGGUGGCUACGGUGUGUACAGGUCUAUUUAUUUCAGCAUUAAAACAUCGAGCCCUUUCACUUCGAUUGCAUCACCCGAACGGAACAGCCUGAAAAUGUUUCCUAUGUGGUGACGAACGUGACAAAGAAUAGUCUCAAAGCCUGGUGUGCAGUGUACAGUUUGCAGACUGUGAUCUUCCAGCUUCUGGCACAAGAUGGUGAACUUUUGAAGGACGCUAUGAAACGGUUAUUAUUACCUUCUCUUUCAGGUGCAUGAAAGAGUGGUGUACAUUGUAAGUUACUUGUAUCGAAUGUUGACUUUACUAGCAGUAUUGUGUGCAAUACGUUUAGCAAUUUGGCGCGUUUAUGCAGUUUUGUUUACUUUUACCAUUUUAUGUGCAUAAUAUGUGUUAAUGUUAUCAGAGAUCUUCCAGAUGUAAAUACGCUAAGGAGACAGUCUUUUGUCUGAGCUGUGUGAGUGAUGUAUUGCUAUGUCGAUAGCAUAGAUGAGUGUGUAGAAGGAAAACACGUGUGAUUGAAUCAGGAGAUUUAAUAAAUUCAGUCCUCAUCUUCCAGUCUCGUCUGCAUCAGGGCGGUUGAAUACUGCAAGCAGUGAAGAGGCCAUUUGUUCUCUCUUCUUUCUAGUCAUAGUUUUUUUUCUUAGGCUCUGCUCCUCUCAAUGACUAUAGCCGUAGAGCGCACCAUUACCUCAGUGGGUAUAACGAUGAUAACGUGUGACUCGUAUUAGAAUGGGGUGUUAUUGAACUUGGGUUUUGAAGGCUCUUUACCAGCGUCUAUGGUGUAUCAGUUAGGCGUUUCACCGUCGCACACCAAAGCCUGGAGUUCGAUUCCCGUGUCGGGGAGGACCUUUAUCUAGUAUUUCGGUCUUUCUGCUGGGAUGCUGCAUUCCUCUCAACGUGAGCUGGCCCUGACGGACAGGAUCGAAGCCCGCCUCCUAAAUGAUCUCCAUUGUGUCGAUCGGGACGGACUUGAAGGAGACUGACUUUAUAAUUCGUAGGCCCUGCCUCUUUAGUAAUCUUACAAUGCUGAAAGGAGCGUAAAUCCAUACCAUGCCAUGUCCUUAUGACCUAGUCUCCCCCUGCCUGUCUGUCACUGCCAUUUAUCCCUCGCCUGAUUUGGCAUAACAUAUCGAUAUUUGUAUAGAAUGAAUUUUGCUGAGCUUCCAGAAAAUCAUCUAUAUGCAAUUUUCAGUCAGACGCCAAGUGUUAACUGCUUUAUGCAAUUGGUCGAAAUCUAAAAUACUUUUCAAGAUUUUUCUUUGCGCUUUGCCUCCACAUCUAGUCGUGGCCCAUAUUUAACCUUUCGCUGCCAGCAAUGUUUAUGGUCAUAUCAAAUAACUUACACAGUUAAAGUUGAGGCAGUGAAAGGGUUAAUGGAGCAUGUUGUGACGUUAGAGCUCACAUUGUGCUGGGAAACCUGGAAAUAGAUUAUGUAUUGCUUGCUGUCUUCCACACAUUAAUCACUUUUUUCUAUGUGAUUAUUCACGUUCCUUUUGGGGAUUUUUGCCCUUCACCCCUUCCGCACUCUGUUUAACAUAAAAGAUACUCUCUUUUGAAUAUAGACAAAAGUUUUGCAAUUGCAAUUCCUGAGCUUCCAAGUAAACAAGUAUGUAUUCUAACAGCUGUCUUCCAAAAACAAUCACAAUUGCUGUCUGUAAUAUGUAAUCUGUAACGUGUUGAAUAAAGAGAGCAAUGA
Aplysia californica (California sea hare) is the source of this 5733-nucleotide messenger RNA. Its product is annotated as GATA zinc finger domain-containing protein 7. Gene Ontology annotation, cellular component: nucleus. Bases 1033 to 3348 code for a protein of 771 amino acids. The transcript is spliced from 3 exons. The record is from RefSeq and is a predicted model, not a curated record. NCBI's taxonomy places the organism in Eukaryota, Metazoa, Mollusca, Gastropoda, Aplysiida, Aplysiidae. Gene Ontology annotation, biological process: cell differentiation; regulation of transcription by RNA polymerase II. Gene Ontology annotation, molecular function: RNA polymerase II cis-regulatory region sequence-specific DNA binding; DNA-binding transcription factor activity, RNA polymerase II-specific.